CCGCCAAGAAAAACCAAAGGGUGAAAAGAAAAAAAGAGAGAGCCAAUAAUUUUCUCCAUCAAUCUUCCUCUCUUCCCUCCUUUCUCAUAUCUUUUCUUUUUUUCCUUUGAAUCCCAAAAUCAAAGGAAAAAAACAGAAAAAAUAUCAAUACCCCUGUUUUUUUUCUUUUUGCAAGUUCCUCCAAUUCUUCAUAAUAAAAAGAUGGGUUGUGGGGAAUCAAAGCACGCAGUUGCAACGGAGAACGCUACCAUUCCUAAGAACAAGAGAUCAUUGAGUUCUAAAUCUGAAUCCACAAAGGGUGAAAAUGGGGUUGCAGAGAUUGUAAGUCGUGAUGAAAAAGUGGAGGAGGAGAAGGAGUUGAUUGCACCGAAAGUGGUGGCUGUGGAAAAAGAAAAGUCUGAGAAGAAAGAAAUGGUGGAAUUGGAAAAAGCGAAAGAAGAUGAGGUUGUUGAAAAGAAAGAAGAGAAAGUUGUAGAGACGAAGAAUGAAACAACAACCCCUGUUUCUGUUGUAGAGAACGAUGAAACAACUCCGGUUGCUGUUGUAGAGAAGAAGAAUGAAAAUGAGGAAACAUCCCCUGUUUCUGUUGUUGCUGUUGUGGAGAAGAAAGCAGAAGAGAAAACUGAGGAGACCAUCAAGCCAAUUGAAGAAGUGAAAGAGAAAGAGAAGGAAGAAGUUAUCGCUGUUUCUGAGGCCACAAAUGCUGCUAAACCAGAAACUGUCAAGGAUGAUGAUAAACCAGAAACUGCCAAGGAUGCUGAUAAACCAGAGACAGAGGAAAAGCCAAAAGAGGAAAAUGCAACUGAAACAUCAGCAACAGAUUCAAAAACAGAUUGAAGUGCAAGCAUGGGAAUAUGGAAGAAGAGUGUUUAUUAGUUUAAUCCUUGCUUUUUAAAGCUUCUUGUAAUUUCCACCUUAAGUAUACAUAUUUGUUCCAUGAUCUGUUUUCAUCUCUUCUGCUUAUAUAUUUAUAUAUAUAACA
This is a messenger RNA of Solanum tuberosum (potato), 982 nucleotides long. RefSeq lists its product as uncharacterized. The coding region runs from base 202 to 837 and encodes 211 amino acids. Lineage: Eukaryota; Viridiplantae; Streptophyta; Magnoliopsida; Solanales; Solanaceae. The transcript has 3 exons. The record is from RefSeq and is a predicted model, not a curated record.